GCACUGGAAGACCGGACCUCCAUAAUUCCCAGGCGUUCACCACAGACGCCCCUCUUUGCUUAGAGCUGCGCAAGCGUACAGUGAUUUGCUCUUUUCGCCAUCGUGCCCCCGCCUCCAAACCCCAUCCUGUCUACCAUAAUACGCAGGCGCAUCUCCUCAAACCCGUUCCCUUCCAUACACUUCUCUCUCUUCAUUGCGUUCCCCCUGAACUUCCAGCAUCUCAGCAAGUUCAAACUCUUCUGCCUGAGGGUGGCGGCGAACGAGAGGUCACGUGAUGAGCAUCUUGCUGCCCAACAUGGCGGAAUUCGACACCAUCUCGGAACUUGAGGAGGAGGAGGAAGAAGCAGCCACGUCCUCGUCCUCGUCGUCGCCGUCGUCGUCAUCGUCGGUAUCGGGGCUCGAGGAUGACGAGGAAGAUGAGGAGGAGGAAGAAGAGGAGGAGGAAGAGGAGAAAGAGCAAGAGGAGGAGUCGCCGCCACCGCCUCGGGUAGUGAGCGAGGAGCACCUGCGGAGAUAUGCCCCCGACCCUGUACUGGUGCGGGGCGCCGGCCACAUCACCGUGUUUGGCUUGAGCAACAAGUUUGAUACUGAAUUCCCCUCAGUUCUAACAGGGAAGGUGGCCCCAGAAGAAUUUAAGACCAGCAUUGGCCGUGUGAAUGCGUGUUUGAAAAAGGCUCUCCCAGUCAAUGUGAAAUGGCUCCUGUGUGGUUGUCUCUGCUGUUGUUGUACUCUGGGUUGCAGCCUAUGGCCUGUUAUUUGUCUCAACAAAAGAACCAGAAGAUCAAUUCAGAAGUUAUUAGAAUGGGAAAAUAACAGAUUAUAUCACAAGCUUGCUUUACACUGGAAAUUGACUAAAAGAAAAUGUGAGACUAGCAAUAUGAUGGAGUAUGUAAUACUAAUAGAAUUCUUACCAAAAUAUCCCAUAUUCCGACCUGACUGAGGAAUUUUAAUCAGUCACUUGUGUGUUACCUGUCAUUUCCUACCCUUAGUGCCUUGUAGAUGAUUUUGGAAUGAAGAUGGUCUCCUUUGCUGUGUUCAACUUAUUCUUUAUAAUGGUAGAGUAUUUUCCUCACACUUUUGUGUUGGUUUAAAAAGAAAAUUUGCACAUCUUUUAUUUGUUGUUGUUGUUCAAUGAGGCUUGUGUUUUACACUCUCGAUUUUUAAAUAAAUACACACAUAUAUGUGUAUAUGUAUAGUUGCCAUUAAAGAUAAAACAUUAGUGCUGGCAUUUAAAAAAAAAACACAAAAACUAUUCUAAGCAUGCUGCCUUAUGAUUUUCCUACUUGCUGUUUCUAAAUAGGCAUCAUUUUUCUAGGCUACUUCAAUGCUCUGUAAUCCCAUAUUAAACAUAUAUAAAUAAGCUAUUAGUAGCUUUUAACAAUGGUUUUACUCUUUCCUGCUUUUAAAGGACAUGCAAUUAAUAGCACUGGUUUUGUCCUGCACUUAGCUAAAUUAUCACUUAUGUUAGUGGAUAAAAUAUUUAAACUCCUAAAGACUUGUAAAUAUUGUCUCUUUGCAUAAUGUACAAUGCGGUAUGCCAUGGUUUACAGAAUUUAAUAUUGCUCUUACUGUAUUGCCAACAAUUCUGCAUAGAUUUUAAUAUUAUUGAAGUUUGUAAGAAUCCUUUGGAAUGUACAUACUGUUAACAUGCUGUUGUAUGGCAAAGCCAUAAUAAGCAUGUUAAAAUUUUCAGCUGUAGAACAAGGUUGCCCUUUGUAAUGAGUUGAUUAAAAUUGAAACAAUUUGAGACAUUCUGCCUUGCACCUGAAACCAAGAACCUGAUUUUUUCCAUUUAAUCCAGUAGUUCUAGUUUUGUCCUCCAUUUCCAGCCCCCGAAAAAUUCAUUUGACAUGUGACACAUUUCACAGCCUCAGUUUUCUUAUCUAUUUCUUUUAAUGUUUCCUUUCCCUUGUUUGAAAAUACACACAAUUAUGACUUGUAAGGAGUAUUUUAAGAUUUCAAAUGGCUUAGAUGGUGUGUAGAUCCCCAUGAAUGUCACUGUUAACCCCCUUUUGGAGUUCUGGUAUUCUACUUUAGAAAAGAGAGAGCUAAUUGAAAAACUGUACCUAAAGUAUAUGUAGUGGCUGAAUCAUAACUGAUAAAAUAUUCUUAAUCUUAUUUUUAAGGAUCUUUUUUCAACAUUUUGAUAUUAUAAAUAAGGAAAGACAAGUAUUUAAACCAAAAUUUUACUUUAUAAAUUCACCCCAUAUAUAGCCUUUUCAUUGAUAUGUGCAUAUUUCUCUUCACAAUUAAGAUAAGUGAGAGCACCACACUAAUUCUUCUAGAAUUUGCAUUUUUUCAAUAUAUAGGCAUUAUUUGUAAUUCUUAGUGCUAAAAAAUAAAAUUACCUGGCACUGAAUAAUAUUAUAUUUAUUACCUUUUAUUGCUUUUAGUAAAGUUUUUUAGGCAAGCAUUCAUCCCAGUGAAGAGAACAAUCAUUUCUUCAUACAAGGUCAAACGUUUUAAAGCCACUUGUAAAAUUUAUGCCUACUUUGACAUUCACAGUCUUACACUAGUAAUAGAAGAGGGGAAAAGGAAACUCUAUUUGAUAUGUGACUAUAAUUUUUGCGCAAACACUUUUUCACCCCCCCUUUGUAGAGCUCCAUUACCAUGCCACCUAGCCAUUCAGAAUCUAACUUUUCAUAUGUUGCGUGUGUCUGCAAAUAUUGUGUUUCUCUGCUGCACAACUGAAGAUGUAUUUUUAUAGACAAGGUGGAAACCUCUGAAAACGCAUACCAAAUGUCUUUUUUUAUAGCUAAGGUCAGGUAAACAUUUUAUCUGUGGUUUAUGUUCCGGCUGAUAUCAUCAGGUUUAUGCUUCAAACUAUAACAGUUUAAUACCAAAAUUGAUUUGCAGAAUAAUACAAAAUUUAUAAUUAUCACUGAUAGAAUAAUUACUUGUAAAUGUCAAACCAUAAAAUUUCAUUUUUUAUAUAAAGUUAGCAGUUAGCCAUGUGAUGGUCAUAGUAACUUUUUCUACCAUGUAUAAAUCACUUUUGGUUUUACUCAAAGAACAGCAGAAAGUAGUGAAUUGUUUCCAUGAUAUAAAUAUUGAAACAGGAAUAGAGUGCAUCCGAAGGUGACAGAGUAUAGUUCAAUUUACCCUAGUAUUUGUUAUAAAAACCAUUUGCCAAUAUGUAAAACUUAAUUUUAAAACCUACUCUAAUUGCUCUUAAAUGUAUUACUUUAUUGAUCAUUAUGCUGGUUGACUCAUCUUAUUUUCUUGAUCUAUUCAGAAAAUAACCAGUAUUCUUUUUUUUAAUUCCUCAUAUGACUGCUUUUUCAAGCUAUUUGCUGGGGCUAAUUUUCAUUUGAAUGAAAAUUUUAGAAUGCUUUGGGGGAUGGGUUGUUUUCUUUUCAAUGAAAUUGGCAACAGUGAAUGCUAAAAUGACAGAGCACACUAGAGGUCAUUACUUUCUCCCCCUGGUCUUUUUUUCUUUUAUCUUCAAGGUAGAAUGUGCCUGGAUAUUUUCAUCAAGUUAGUAAAAUAUUUUUGUGAAAGUUGUUUUUUAAUUGAAGAAAGUAAAUUUUAAUUUCUUUGCUGCAUAAUAAUCUUUUAUUAAACCUGCUGUGGUCAUUUCCAGAGAAAAUAACAUGUAUUUGCCAAAGUAAAUAAAUCUCACAAAGCUUUAAUAUUACAAGUUAAAACUGGUUCUUCUCUAACUUUUCUUUAUGCAGCUCCACCCCCAUUACCCCUUUAAGCACCUGGAUUGUAUAUAAAAUGAAAUAAACUUUAAUCCUUUUCAACUAUUCUUUGUUCCCUUUUAACCCCUCAUGUUAAUUUAGGAAAGAGACCAUUGUAGUCAAAUGUUAGAAGUAGAUGGGAAAGUGCCUUGUCUUUUUUGAAUAGAAUUAGCAUUUAUGUGAAAGGAGGCAGAAUGAUGAAUUGGUAGGAAUUAGAUUUAAAACCAUCUUUUUGACUAAGUAUAUUUCACAAUCACAUUAUAUUUCUCCUACUUGUUAUUUAAAGCCUGUUUUUUUUCUUUUCCCCUAAUCAUGUAAUCUAUUAGUGACAAAAUAUUACAGAAUAAGACUAUCCAUCACUCACAAAACUAGUUUAAUUGUAAUGCUAGUGGAAGUGUAAUUUAACAUGUUUCUAGAACAAUGGUCUUGGAUUGAAGCCCCACCAAAACCCAGUUAAGUACUGAGUAGGCAUACUAUUCAUAUUAUUAUGACCUAUAAAUACUGUCUGAUUAGUUGAACUGUUAAUACUUAGUACUCUGCCAUUUUUAAUGAAAUUUAUUUUUGUUUGUAAUAAUUGGAGUGAAGUUCUACAACAUCUGUAAGCUUUUGGAAAAAUAGGGUGUGUUUUUUCAAGUAUAUGAGAGCUUUAAAAAUUAUUAACAUUUUAAUUUUGCUUAUACAAGUAACCCACCACUUACAAAAUCAAACUUCACUAACUCACUACUACUUGCUCACUUGCUUAGAGCGUCAUCCCCAUUUGCUGAGAUUGUGGGUUCAAUCCCCAGUUAAGACACAAACAAGAAUCAACCAAUGAAGGCAUAGAUAGGUGGAACACGGGAUCAAUGUUUCUCUCUCUCCCUUCCCCUUCUUCUCUCUAAAAAUCAAUAAAUAAAAAAAAUAUAUAUUUUAAAAAAAAAACCUCACUAUUUGAAUAAUAUUUCAUUAGAAUUUAUUUUUAUCUAGAAUAAUAUAGAAAUUAUAUCUUUAAUGGGAGCAGUUUCACAUAGUGGAAAUAUUUUUGCUAAUUUGAUGGUAAAAUGCUCAAAUUUAUUGAAAUUAGGUCCUCCUAUGCCUUUAAAAUUCUACUUUAAAAAUCCAUUUUUCAACAAUGUCAAAUUGUUUGGGUUCCUUUAAAUGGUGAACUAUAGGAAAAUUUUCCACAGAAAAUAUAUUGUUUAGUAACAUUACCUGUUUAGGUAAUACGUGGUCUAAAAAUAAGGUUGAUGAUGGCAACCUGAGAAUAUGUUUUCUUUUCUGUGGAUUUUGUCAGAUUCAUACUAUAUGAGGAAAUUAUCUAAUUUUAUGGGCUCCAGGAAAGUCACUUAAAUUACAUGUCAAUCUCUUUUUCUGUAAAACCAUGAGGUUGAACCUAGAGCUAGACAGAAAAUUAGAAAUCACCUAAUCACAUUCUGUGAUUUUAGGAAUCCUUAAGAAAUUUUUACCCUAUAGAAUCUCAGAAUGAUUUUUUCUUGGAUCUACUAUGCUUUGUGAGAACUCCCACAGUGCCUUGCAUGCAGUAAAAGUUUGAUUCACCAACUGGCUCCUAGCUGGUAUGUAUUCAUAUCGCACAGACUUAAAGAACCUGAUGCUUGCUAGACCUCAGCCCUAUAUGGGGGGGGGGGGGGGGAGGGAGACAAUGGAGGGGGGUAAGGACACAUAUAUAAUACCUUAAUCAAUAAAGAAAAAAAACCUAAAAAAUAAUUAAUAUAAUUUUCCUAGGAACUGAGCACAGGUCUGUGGUGUUAGCCUAUGUGGAACCUAACUACAUAGUUGGUAUCCAGACAAAAAUUAUAGCUGUAGCAACAAUGGAGAUAUGGGAGGACCUACUUUAACAUUAAUGUAAAAAGUUUCAUAUCCUAUCCGUUAUCUGUUUCAGUGACUUAUUAAGCCCCACAUCCUCAAAAAGAUCAGUUGGAAUAAAUUGAUAAUAUUGAAUGGAAAGGAAAGUGGUAUGAAAUUCAAACCCAAGUCACUUCUGGUUGAUUCAGUUCUUAGCUCUGCUGCUUAAUUCCUCUGUACCUCGUGUCCUCAUUGUAUAAGUGAGGACAAUAUUCUUGUUCUACCUCACAGGGGAAUUGAAGAUUUUUUUCAUAUAUUAAUGUGUUUAAGUUGACUGGAAGAUAUACUGGACAUCAUAGUUUUGUAUUUUUAAAUAAAUUGCUUUAAAUCUGUUAUGGUUUCUCAGUUAAACGCUGUAGAAUGAAUGUUGCAGUAAAUCUGAUUUUCAGUAGUAAAUUUUAUCAAUCCCCUAUGUGUUAACAUGGGUAAUUGUGUUAUGUUAUGUUAUGUUAUGUUAUGUUAUGUUAUGUUAUGUUAUGUUUGCUGUUAUGCUAAUACUUGAUUUAGGGAAGAAAAGCAGAAAGAUAUAAACCCAUGGUUCCCAACUAGGGGCAGAUGAAGAAAGCAGAAAAGGCAUCCUUGAAUCUUUUUCCAUAUUUCAAAAAGUAUACUAGAGAUCAUAGAUUUGCUGCACAAGUCAACUAAGACAUUGAAUUUCCAUGCAUUUUUCUUACAUUUUUUCAAUUCUAUGUAACAGUAGUUAUGACACACUGAUCAGAAGCUGUGAAUGGUCGCAGAAUAAUAAAAAAAUCAGAAAGCCUAUUACAUGCAAUUUAGUAAACAAAAUAAUUGAAAAUAUGGGAAGGAAUAAAAAAGGGAUUCUUGUGGUGAAAUGUUGGGAUCCACUUUUAUAAAGUAACUAAGAUUACUCGACCCUCUCCACAGGCUGCUUACCCAAUCCAUAAAUAAUGAAAUGCUAGAUUAUGUGUUUGUGUUUUUGGCAAGAUGGAACUAUAUAACUUUGGGUUAGAACUUGCCUUCAGUUUUGUUUGUUUCAGAAUUAUAUAACGAAGCUAAUUUAUUUAGAUGUAUAUGUAAAGCAUACAUACACACAUAUAGGAUUGCAAAUGUGGAAAGUGUUAUAAUGUCAUGUUCUAGCAUCAGAGUAAAUAUCAGUUUCUGAGGUUUAAAGUAGUUCUGCUCACAAACUCAAUGUCAUGAGUCAAGGCAAUAGUUUCUCAAAGUUCCUUUUAUUCCUGCUUAUUCUCUUUGCAUUUUCCUUGGCAUAAUUUUUUAUUUUUCUAGUAAACAAAUUGUAUAAAAUUGUUUUAAUGCCUGGACUUUGAAACAAGUUACAAAUGUUUGAAAUUAUAUAAUCUAUGAGCUAGUUUGCCAUCCUUGGACUAACCACAUAUAAAUAUGAGUCUCACCUGCAAAAACGAGAAAUCCUGGUAGCCAAAGCAGGCAUUAAUCAAAACAUCUGUUUGAAAAUUUUAAGAUUUCUAUUUUUUGGCAGAGGAUUCCUAUUGGGACAACUUUUCUAGAAAAGAAUAGAAGUGGCUAUGUCCAUUCAAACCAAGAACUUCCAUGCAUCUUGUAUUGUUACAUAGCCUCUGGAAUGAGUUCCUUUUUUCUCAUUUGAGUUCUGGAGUAACCCCCUGCAAGAACUUAACCUAUAUAUGGCUGUGCCAAAAUGAAGAAUACCUGCCUCUCGGAAAUUUUCACUGCUGCUUCUGUCAUCGUUCAUUUGUCAGAUAUAGUAUUUUAUUAUCUCAGGAUGCAAAAUUACAAUAAAGCGCAAAUAUAUGUUAAUGAA
This is a messenger RNA of Pipistrellus kuhlii (Kuhl's pipistrelle), 7278 nucleotides long. It is a transcript of the gene CHIC1, whose product is annotated as cysteine rich hydrophobic domain 1. The record is from RefSeq and is a predicted model, not a curated record. The transcript is spliced from 6 exons. NCBI's taxonomy places the organism in Eukaryota, Metazoa, Chordata, Mammalia, Chiroptera, Vespertilionidae. Bases 275 to 940 code for a protein of 221 amino acids.